Saccharomyces eubayanus is the source of this 846-nucleotide messenger RNA. RefSeq names its product type 2C protein phosphatase PTC1 (gene PTC1). Gene Ontology annotation, biological process: protein dephosphorylation. Lineage: Eukaryota; Fungi; Ascomycota; Saccharomycetes; Saccharomycetales; Saccharomycetaceae. Gene Ontology annotation, molecular function: protein serine/threonine phosphatase activity; cation binding. The record is from RefSeq and is a predicted model, not a curated record. The transcript has a single exon. The coding region runs from base 1 to 846 and encodes 281 amino acids.
AUGAGCAACGAUUCUGAAACUUUAGAAGGAGCUGAAACACCCUAUGACAUAAGUUAUAGAGUUGGUGUAGCGGAAAAUAAAAACUCUAAGUUCCGUAGAACGAUGGAAGAUGUUCAUACAUACGUUAAAAACUUCGCAUCAAGAUUAGAUUGGGGCUAUUUUGCGGUAUUCGACGGGCACGCAGGUAUUCAAGCCUCGAAAUGGUGUGGUAAGCAUCUUCAUACAAUUAUAGAACAAAACAUUUUAGCCGAUGAAGCACGAGAUGUUAGGGAUGUAUUGAAUGAUUCAUUCCUUACCAUUGAUAAAGAAAUCAAUACUAAGCUUUUAGGAAAUAGUGGCUGUACUGCUGCAGUUUGUGUAAUACGUUGGGAGUUGCCCGAUGCAGCUUCCAAAGAUUCAAUGGAUUUAACUCAGCAUCAAAGAAAGUUAUAUACGGCAAAUGUUGGCGACUCUCGAAUAGUACUAUUUAGAAAUGGGAACAGCAUAAGAUUGACGUAUGAUCACAAGGCAUCUGACUCCUUGGAAAUGCAAAGAGUUGAACAGGCAGGCGGACUAAUAAUGAAAAGUCGUGUAAAUGGUAUGCUAGCGGUAACGAGAUCACUAGGCGAUAAAUUUUUCGAUACUUUGGUAGUAGGAAGCCCAUUUACAACCAGCGUGGAAAUAACUUCUGAGGAUAAAUUUUUGAUUUUAGCAUGCGAUGGAUUAUGGGAUGUUAUUGAUGAUCAAGAUGCAUGUGAACUAAUUAAGGACAUUAAUGAGCCUAACGAAGCUGCGAAAGUUUUGGUUAGAUAUGCUUUGGAGAAUGGCACAACAGAUAAUGUGACAGUAAUGGUUGUCUUCCUUUAA